Molecule: messenger RNA, 868 nt
Organism: Dioscorea cayenensis subsp. rotundata (Guinea yam)
Lineage: Eukaryota; Viridiplantae; Streptophyta; Magnoliopsida; Dioscoreales; Dioscoreaceae
Exons: 1
Coding region: 62-628 (188 amino acids)
Source: RefSeq, a predicted model, not a curated record
GCCUCUUUCAGCAGUUACUAUAUAGUAUCUGAUCCCCACCCCAAACCCAAAGAAAUAUUGCAUGGCAAGCAACCACCUUGCCCUCAACUUCACACACACACACAUAUACACACAUAAAUACAUAAAUUGCUAUCCAAACCAAGACAAGAAGAAAUUGGAAGAACACAACAGCAAGAUGAGCUUCAAUGCAGAGACUCUGGCCUUCCUCUCCGCCCUCCUUUUCCUAACAGUUGUACUCUCUUAUGCUCACGACGAUGAUCAGCAGCAGCAACGACGGUGGUCUCCAUUGCAAUCCCGAGCACCUCAUGGGCUCGCAUUUGAGAGCCCCAUGUCCUUCUCUCCAUCUGCGUUCGAGUUCUUCCACCCUAGACCAGCAGCUGGUGCAAAGACAGCCAAUGCACCAUUGCCUUUAUCAAUGGCGAGAGCUGAUAGAGUGGUCGAGAGCGCAUGGGCCACUCCAGAGAGCAGUGGUGGUAUCAGGGGUGGGGCUGCUGGUGCCGUGGUUGUCACCGUGAUUGGUGUCGCAUGCGUUGUGCUGGUGGCCAUCGGGACCUCUUACUAUUUCCUCGUCAUCAAGCGCAACAGCAAGAGAGCAAGCACCUUGAUCCAAUUCCACUCUCACGUCUGACUUAUUUCCUUAUUUUUCUCACUGCACUCCACUCCACUCCACUCCACUCCACGCCAUCAUCAGGAUGAAAUCAGCUGGUUACUAGUUACCAACAUGUUAUCAUUUCUUAUUAACCUUUUGGAUUAGUUAAUGAUGUAACCACUGCUCGAUCCAAGUGUUUCAAUUGAGGACUUGCUUUUAAGUAAAUCUUGUUAAAAUGAUAUAUUUUUGUUGUUGUUGUUGUUAGCUAAUUUACUCUGC